This is a messenger RNA of Sycon ciliatum, 2953 nucleotides long. Its product is annotated as piggyBac transposable element-derived protein 4-like. NCBI's taxonomy places the organism in Eukaryota, Metazoa, Porifera, Calcarea, Leucosolenida, Sycettidae. Bases 968 to 2167 code for a protein of 399 amino acids. The transcript is spliced from 2 exons. The record is from RefSeq and is a predicted model, not a curated record.
CAAAUGCGCGUCACAUUUUUGAUCGUCGCGCUUGACUGGUUUACCGCAUCGCGCCGAGACUUCACCACCGCGUACCUGAGAAAAUUUCCGUGACGUAGGUACUAAACAUGAUGUAGGUCGCCACUAAAUUUUUUUUGAUAGCACGCUUUGAAAGAGCCUUUGCAAUUAUGUCAAAAUUAGAAUUUGGACUUAUCCAGCGAUGGAUGCAGACGAGGCGCUUCGCCUAAUACAAGACGCGGACCAAGCAGAUCUCCCAGUAGAGGAUAUCGCUUGCUCUUCAGGCGACGAGGUAGGCGACUCGGACAACGAUUUUAUUUCGUCUGACGAGGAAGAUCGCCUGAAUGACGAUCUCUUUUCCGACUUGGAGCAAAUAGGAUCCGAUUCGGCUGACGAUAUCGCUAUUCCUGUUCCCGUCGCUGCUCGUGGACGUGGCCCUGGACGAGGCAGAGGCCAAGCAGUAGGUGUCCCCGCGCGUGGAAGAGGGCGAGGACGUGGAGCUGCGACAGGGCGAGGACAUUGAGUUGCGACAGGGCGAGGACGUGGAGCUGCAAGAGGGCGAGGACGCGGAGCUGCAAGAGGGCAAGGACGAGGACGUGGUAUACAGUACGAAAAUUGUAGUGGCUAUGAUGAUGUUGACCAGCUGCAAACCAAUACACCUGAGUUCAACAUAACUGGCACUGGUUUGAACCUACCUGAUAAUUUCGCUCCAACAUGUGAACUUGAUUUCUUCAAACUAUAUUUCCCGGACGAAGUUGUGGAUUCAAUUGUCAAGUUUACAAAUUUGUAUGCGCACGAGCAUAUCGCUGAAAAAAAGACGUACCAGACGGAUGGUGUGUGGAAGGAGACCAACCGUAAUGAGUUUUACGGCCUCCUUGCAUUUCUCUUCUUCCAGGGAUUUCAUCCUCUGCCUGCGACGAGGGACUACUGGCGCGUUACGUCGUUGUACAACGGAAACUAUGCACGCUGCAUGAUUCGAACCUACCGGAGGUACUUAGCGCUGAUGUGCUUCAUCAAGAUUGUGGACUUCAGGGCAGAGGAUAUAAAUGAUCGACUUCGUAAGGUGCGAUACCUUCACGACCAUCUGCAGGCGGCCUGCAAGCGUUUGUUCAUCCCUGGCAAGUGCGUUAGUGUUGACGAGCGCAUGGUCAAGUGCAAGGGACGCGCUCCUUUUACGCAGUAUAUGCCCAAAAAGCCCGUCAAAUGGGGCUUCAAGGUCUUCGCUGCCUGCGACGCCCAAAGCUCCAUUGUUGUAAACUUUGAAGUUUACACAGGCCAGCAACCUGGAGGUGAAAAUGGCCUGACUCAUGCUGUGGUGAUGCGGCUGGUCAGUGACGUGCGCGCCGGAAGUGUGAUCUACACGGACAAUUUUUACACUUCCGAAACCCUGGCCACAUCUCUUCGUACCAAGCAAAUAUCGUUGGUUGGCACCGUCCGCGCGAACCGCACUGGAUUUCCAGCCGUAUUGCGGACCGACAUGAAACAGUUCGAGAAACAUGCAGAGCGAGGUGCAACACGCUAUGUUCGCAACGGAGAUCACCUGUACCAGCAAUGGAAGGACAAGCGGUGUGUGUCAAUGUACAGCAACAUACAUCAGGGCCAUGAGCAUGACACAGUAACAAGAAAUGUCAAGAUUGAUGGUGCACACCAGCAAAUGGAAGUGCAGAGGCCAAUGUGCAUCAGAGACUACAACAGCAGCAUGGGUGGAGUCGACACGUUCGAUCAGCUGAUCGAAACGCACCGUGUGCUUCGCAAAACGAAGAAAUACUGGAAGAGUCUCUUCUUGGAUAUGGUCGACGUGUGCGCUGUCAAUGCAUACCGCCUCUUUCACUUGUGGCAGAGCCAGCAUCCAGGGGUGAUAAGUCGACGAUGCAACUUGCAGCACUCGGAUUUCCGCUGUAACCUCAUCCGGCAGCUGUCAUCGAUUGAUGAGCAUGCACCGCCACCGAAGCGCUCGUAUCGCCCAGUGCCUGUUCCGCAGGAUGUCCAGGUUCCUGUUGCUCAGCUUCACAUACCUGGAGUGAGGAAAAGGAAGAACUGCAGAAACUGCACAGAAGUGGGUAACAAGCAGCACCAGUGUGUAACCUACUGCACUACGUGCGAUGUUCACCUCCACAUCACGAGCGACCACGACUGCUACGCCGCUUACCAUGCACGCCACUUCCCGUGAAGGAUAUCUUAUCUCAGUGCUCAUCGCAUCAACAGCACUGUCAUGUGGAUGCAAACGUGGAAACUCCAGCCCAAUUUAGACAAGACAGAAGCCAUGUAUAUUUCUUCAUCCCCUCCUGAUCAACCAUUAUUCUUCCCUGACUCGACUAUGCCUAUCCGUGUUGUUACUCAGCACAAACAUCUAGGUGUGAUGUUUGACUGCAAACUCUCUUGGGCUGCACAUGUCAACUGUGUAUGCAAGCGAACCAGUUCAGCCUUAGGGGUACUACAAUCACAUUGCACUCAUUUGCCCAUCCAGUGUAAACUAUUAUUUUAUCAGUGCUAUAUUCUCCCUAUAUUCGACUAUUGCGAUACCGCUUGGUGUGGCCUUUCUGACACAACUCUGAGCCAAUUAGAAGUCCACCAUAGAUUUAUACUUAAAAUUCUUUACAACAAGGAUCGAUGUUUUCCUUCGGAUGCCCUUUAUCGACUUGCACACACUUCUCCUCUCUCCGUUCGUCAUAAGCACCAUCUCUGUACACUGGUUCAUAAGAUAUUUCUUCAUAAAACCCCUUCACACAUGAUGAAGUACAAUUGGUUUUCGACAAGCUCAACCCGUAACGCGCUCACCCUGCCUUUUGUUAAGUCAGCCCAGUAUCUAAAGUCCCCUUUGUUUUCCGGCUACUCUCAUUGGUUAUCAUUACCAUACGGUCUGAAAACUUGUUCUUCUAUUGGUCAGUUUAAAGAUCUACUAUCACAACUGAACUAGACGCAAUAAUUAUCAUCGAAGAACAUUCUCGAAUACCUG